This is a messenger RNA of Mercurialis annua (annual mercury), 1192 nucleotides long. RefSeq names its product F-box protein CPR1-like. The record is from RefSeq and is a predicted model, not a curated record. The coding region runs from base 38 to 1153 and encodes 371 amino acids. NCBI's taxonomy places the organism in Eukaryota, Viridiplantae, Streptophyta, Magnoliopsida, Malpighiales, Euphorbiaceae. Gene Ontology annotation, molecular function: protein binding. The transcript has a single exon.
CCUCCUAUUUGCCGUAACUGAUAAGCAGAAGACGACGAUGAAGCUCCGUUGCGCAGCCGCAGACAUACCCAUAGAUGUUAUUUCUUGUAUACUUUCGUUUCUCCCCGUCAAAUCGGUAUUACGUUUUAAGUGUGUCUCAAAAUCAUGGCACUCUCUAAUCUCUGAUCCGCACUUCAAAAAAUUACAUCUCCUUCAUUCACAUAAAUCUGCAAAUCUGGUACUCGUUUUCCAAGAUCAAGACAGUUUACGUGAUUGUGAUGCACCCUUAUUUGAUGAUAUAAUGUCAGGAGAUGCUACACACAUCGAAUUACCCUUCAGACGUCACCUACAGUAUUCAAUCAAAGGCAUAAUUAUGUGUUCCUGUGAUGGCCUCUUACUGAUGAGAAACUAUAAUAACCUUGGCCCGUUAACUUUAUGGAACCCUUCUACUGACGAGUGUCGUAUAUUGCCGACGGUUGAAUGUGAUUUUUCAUCCACAAGUGCCGGCUUGGGCUAUGAUUCAUCAACAGACGACUACAAGGUACUGUUUCGACCUGAAAAGAAGCACUGCAGGCCCGGAGAAGACGUUAUGAUUCUUUCUCUGAAAACAAAUUGUUGGCGGAAGAUAAACUUUUUUAAAUAUUACUGCAGGUUAGAGAAUGGCAUAAAUUUAAAGGGAUCUCUGAAUUGGGCGAUUCUGAAGGCUUCUGUAUCAAAAGAUAAUAAGGUCUGGUUGUCGGCCAAGAUUGUUUCUUUUUCCUUAGCAAACGAGACCACCACAGAGAUGGAACAUCCUCGAAAUUACCCUACUUAUAGCGUACGGCUGAAAUUGGGUGUUCUGCAAGGAUGCCUUUGUUUAACAGAGACCGCCCAUCCGAAUACUUCAAUAACCAUCUGGUUAAUGAAAGAAUUUGGAGUGACGAGCUCGUGGACCAAGCUCAUCACCACACCACACCUACCUGGAGGUCAUGGUAUGGAUUUUCCGAUCCCAUUGCCACUUAAUCAUAUGAACAAAACAGUUUUCCUAAUUCACAAAUAUAGGGGCGCUGCUCACUUCUUGAUCAUAAAUGAUUUAGAGGCAGAAAAAGACUACAGAUUUGUUAAGAUAGCCAAUACUGAGUCGCUCCGAGUCAGAGGACUUACAUUUUCAAGGAGUUUAACUUCACCAAAUUGAAUUUCUUUUUUAAAGAUUUCCAGUUUCAAGACUUAAGGA